This is a messenger RNA of Notothenia coriiceps (black rockcod), 3297 nucleotides long. RefSeq lists its product as uncharacterized. The record is from RefSeq and is a predicted model, not a curated record. The transcript has 8 exons. The coding region runs from base 580 to 2346 and encodes 588 amino acids. NCBI's taxonomy places the organism in Eukaryota, Metazoa, Chordata, Actinopteri, Perciformes, Nototheniidae.
AGUGGCAGAAACUGUGGAAAACAGGUGUGAUAAGUGUGGAGUAAUGAUUGAAGCUUGGUGAGCUUUUUGACUCCACCUUCAACCGAUUGGAUUUUUGUUUUGUUCAAAGCCUACUCGACUUGAGGCAGCAACGUUUUCCUUAAAAUAACUAAUAUGGUCAGCCACCGUGUCAGAUAAGUCGAAGGAAGGCCAGGAAACCCACUAACCUUAACGCUAUGCCACACCUUUCAUUCAAAUUCGAUAACUACGAUAUUUAGGGUGCAAAGAGUAAGACUUAACUGCUUAUCCAACGGCAACAUGGCGGAUAGGAUUGCGCACAGUGUGGCGGUGGUGUAGCUGAAGAAAGAGCAAAUCCCAGAAGACAAGAAGAAAGAAACUGUGAAUAAAGAGUUUCGUCCAUAGACUGUAUAUAUAAGGAGCCGUGAAAUCUGGUAAUAACUAACAACGUCAUUGACAAGUUUCUCUUGUCUAGCCCACGGCGCUGGCUAGCCCGAGUCAUUGAGUUGGCUAGCUUCUUAGCUAACAUUAGCCCCCAUACGACGCGUAGACCGGUCUCCAGUCUUCUCUGCAGUGCCGACCAUGACUCCUCAGCAGCAGCAGCCCUCCACCAUGUCCCAGAAAGUGCAGUUCACUCUCAAGCUCUUCAUGCUGGAAACUGCCCGAAGUAAACUCGAACAAGAACUUUCCAACUUCAUCAAAAAGGCCUAUGAAGAAGUUCAAGGUUUCUUGAAUACAUCUUUUCCCACUAGUGUCUUCAGUGAUCUCACAAAGGCUUUAGAUACAAAAUAUGAAGUAAUUGACAAACUUUCAGCUUCAUUAAAAUCUCUCACAGUUGAGCCACAAGUGUGUGGCCAGCUUAUCACCAAGCCUGCAGCAGUCCAACAGGAUGACAUCAAACACGGCAUCAACAGAGCGACUACGACCCCAUCGUCUCACUUAGAGGAAGAAAAAGAACGUGCUGUUGUUUUAGAUGAGAAACGCCCAACAGAUGCUGUGAGUCUUCCACCUGCGUCCCAGAGACCCGAGAUCAACCCAGAGAGGCCACCAAUACUACUGCCUCCCCUACAAGCUUCAUUCCCAGGGAUCAGUAACACUAAUCCAAUGAAAAUAACUCCGCUAAUGAGCUGGGGAUGUAAAGAUGAUUUCCAGGUGAAACACCAAAAACAAACAUCAUCUCAGCUGCUUCACUUCCUCAGAGAAAAAGCUAAAAACGUUGGAGUACUGGAGAUCACUGUCAUGGAUUGGAGUAAAAGUACCUUGAGUUCGCCAGAGCGGCCUGCCAUCAAAACACAAAGCAACCAAUUCAGACAAGUUGUGACUGAUGAUCUGACCAACCCACUAGAGCCGAAAACGGUAUUUGCAGACAUGGAAAACCAAGCCCCAGUCUUCAGAGUGAAAGGAGUGGAAGCAGAUGGCUCUCUGACCUACACUUGUGUGAUUGCAACAAAGACUGAAUUGUGGGAUGUUGUAGACAUCUUCACCGAGGUGGGACGGGGAGACUUGAAAGCCAUCCCCUUCGAAAAUAAAGACUGCCCAAAUAUUACACCUCAGGUGGAGCACAACUGCCUAAACGCCCAGGGGGAAAACCAAAGUCUUCAGAGCACUGAUCCCAAACAUGUCAGCCAUUUUGAUGGUGUACAAACUCUAGCAAUGAAGUGCAUCACCAUUCCUGAGUUCCAGACCUGCAGGUUUGAAGAGAUGAAGGUAGUGGUGUCUCACAUUGUCAGCCCGGGCAACUUCUACGUACAACACGCAGACUCCAUCAUAAAGUGGCAAACCCUUGUCCCAGACAGCUGGAAAGCCAGUAGAUCAUAUGCCGCGCAGAACUGCAUUCCAGACAUUGGAACCCAAGUAAUAGGUUGGUUCCCUAAGCAAGAACAAUGGUGCAGGACUCGGGUGACGAAGAUAUGUGGAGUAAGUGAAGAUGGUGGAGGGAGAGGGACAUCCAUCAAGGUGGAGGUGAAGAGGCUGGACCAGGGUGAUACAGCCUGCCUGUCGCUGUCGGACAUCAAGGAGCUGACCCCGGAAAUGGCCGUCCUACCACUCCAGGCUGUACAGGUCUCACUAGCAAAUGUGACGCCUGUGAAUGGGAGUGAUUGGUCUGAGGAGGCGGUGGUCUGGUUCAGGGAUAUGGUGGAAAACAGGACGCUCUAUGCCAGGCUUUACCCACAGGGACCCAAAGUUACAGUCGAGCUAUUCUUGGAAAAAGGAAGGCUCAGAGCUAUGAGGAGGGGUGCAUCACUGUCUUUGAGACUGGCCCAGAACGGACAUGCCAUCCAUAGCAAACUGAAAAAUGUCUGUCUCAUGAAAAUAAGCCAAGAUAAAGUGAAGAAACAGGACUCUUGAGUGGAAGAAAUAUGUAAUCUCGCGCUAAACUCGUAAUAGUAAGCCUUGAUACAGAAAGCAGUCAACAAAUGUCAAAUACCAAUGCAGACAGGCCAUAAAGCACUCAAAGCUAAACACCGAGACAUUUAGUAAAUCAUCAGUUUGUCAAAUCAUUGACAAACUGCUGUGGCAGUACAAGGAUAUUUCAUUAAACAAAUAAAGUAAAUAUAUAUUUUGAUUUAAAACCGGUAUGUGUUUACAUUAAGUAGAAUGUAUCAGCUUUUGUAUCUUUUUAUGUUGUUUCUGGAAUUGAAACAUUUUCAAUAUUUUGAUUACCUAUUUGACAUAUUUAUCAGUUGUUGAGAGCAAAGUCACAUCCAUUUAGAGAGCAAAGGAGGAGAAUCACAGAGAAAUGGUUUCAAACAGAACCCAUGAUCGGACCCACAAAUCUUGAUUGGAACCCCCUUAGUCAAAGGUACGUCUAGUGAAAGCUAAUGUUACUUAUAACAUCAUGGGGUCUUAAGAAAUGUAUUUAUUUUUUAACACACAUUUCUCUUUUUAGAGACGCACAAAAGAUAACGUCUUUGAAGCACUGAUAAAAACUAAUUGAAACACAUUCUUUAAAUCAGGUUGUGCUUGUAAACUGUAUGGGGACAUGGAUACCUAAAUGUGGUGCUCUUUGUUUUAUAAGAACAAUCCCCCCAUGUACUUUAAAAGCAGCCUAUCUCAAGUCCUUAUCCCAGUCACUACACGUGCCAGUUCAGUUUGUUAACCUGUUGUGCAUUAAGUGAUACUUGAUUUGUCUCUGCCACAUGCAGAAGGUUUUGUUAUUUAAUGCCUAAUUGCUUUUGUAAUAACUGUGGUUGAAGCCAUGUUACCCUGGUUAAUAUUGAGUUCUUGUAUAAUGGCACAUUUACUAUUUUGAAUUUCCAGUGUAUAUAGUUCUGUUUUCAUAAUAAAAUUACAAAUCUA